Kogia breviceps (pygmy sperm whale) is the source of this 1131-nucleotide messenger RNA. Lineage: Eukaryota; Metazoa; Chordata; Mammalia; Artiodactyla; Physeteridae. The record is from RefSeq and is a predicted model, not a curated record.
AAAAUGAAUGAAGACCUGAAGGUCAAUGUAAGCGGGCUGCCUCGGGAUUAUUUAGAUGCCGGAGCUGCGGGGAACGUCUCGGCUGCUGUCUCUUCCCAGGUUCCUGGCGUGGAGCCGGAGCCAGAGCUGGUUGUCAACCCGUGGGACAUUGUCUUGUGUACCUCGGGAACCCUUAUCUCCUGCGAAAAUGCCAUCGUGGUCCUUAUCAUCUUCCAUAACCCCGGCCUGCGGGCACCCAUGUUCCUGCUGAUAGGCAGCCUGGCGCUUGCAGACCUGCUGGCGGGCAUUGGACUCAUCGUCCAUUUCCUUUUCGCCUGCCUGCUGCAGUCAGAAGCCACCAAGCUGGUCACCGUCGGGCUGAUUGUCGCCUCUUUCUCUGCCUCUGUCUGCAGCCUGCUGGCUAUCACUGUUGACCGCUACCUCUCCCUGUAUUACGCUCUGACCUACCACUCGGAGAGGACGGUCACGUUUACCUAUGUCAUGCUUAUCACGCUCUGGGGGACGUCCGUCUGCCUGGGACUGCUGCCCGUCCUGGGCUGGAACUGCCUCCAAGACGAGUCCACCUGCAGCGUGGUCAGACCCCUCACCAAGAACAACGCCGCCAUCCUCUCCAUCUCCUUCUUCUUUAUGUUUGCACUCAUGCUUCAGCUCUACAUCCAGAUCUGUAAGAUCGUGAUGAGGCACGCCCACCAGAUAGCCCUGCAGCACCACUUCCUGGCCACCUCGCACUACGUGACCACCCGGAAGGGGGUCUCGACCCUGGCCAUCAUCCUGGGGACCUUUGCUGCCUGCUGGAUGCCUUUCACCCUCUACUCCCUGAUAGCUGAUUACACCUACCCCUCCAUCUACACCUAUGCCACCCUCCUGCCCGCCACCUACAACUCCAUCAUCAAUCCCGUCAUAUAUGCUUUCAGAAACCAGGAGAUCCAGAAAGGCCUCUGCCUCAUCUGCUGCGGCUGCAUCCCGUCCAGCCUCUCGCAGAGAGCGCCGUCCCCCAGCGACGUGUAGCAGCACUCCACUUCGGAGCCUGCGUUACCAAGCACCCCCACGGCCUGGCCAGGCCGUUGCGAUGCUCUCCUUAAAUUCUUUCUGUUGGAUUCUCUCUUGAGCCACAGGAGCACUUUGAAGCGU